AUGGCCGAGAAUCCGCGCGAUCUCCCCCGUGAUAAGAAUGUAUUACCUGUUUCUUACUAUCACGCAAAGAAGGCCUGGAUGACUCGGAUCCUUUUUCGAAAAUGGUUUUUCGAGGAGUUCAUUCCCGCCGUGCGCAAAUUCUGUGAAAAAAACGGGCUUGAACCAAAAGCACUACUUCUUCUGGACAACUGCUCAGCCCACCAUGACGGAUGUGAACUUAAAAGUGACGACGGGUUGAUUCAAGUCAUCUACUUGCCGCCCAAUGUCACUAGUGAGUGCCAACCUAUGGACCAAGCGGUCAUCAACGCUAUAAAAAUACGUUAUAAGCGAAAGCUGAUGUUGAAAUUAGUACUGGAGAACGAACAUCUCCCUUUCAAUCAACGAUUGAAAAAUAUUUCAUUGUCUACGUGUAUUGAAUGGUUGGCUACGUCGUGGGACGAGAUAUCGUCAUCAACAAUAAGAAAUUCAUGGAACAAAUUAGUUGAUGAAUUUCCUGGAUACGAGAAUCGCGAAAUUUUACCUGCUGAGGAAAAUUCUCAAAGUCAAGACAUAGACAUCAGGUUGCUUAUAACUGCUGCAGAUGAAGCGGCUGGUACCAAAACAAAUGAUAGUGAUAUUGAUUGCUGGCUCAAUGAUAAGGUUGUUGAUUCGGAGGGAAAUACUUUAAGCAAAACUUGCUAUGAGUACACUGACGAAGAAAUUGUAAAAUCAGUGUUAUCCCGACAAGAUGAUUCAACAUGUACCGAAGAAGAGUGGUUGGACACAUCCUGUGAACAAAGCGAAAUUGAUGAAUCUAUCGAUCAGCAAACGUGCUACGAUGAAGCCUCAAACUACAAACCAGAUUUCUCUUCAGUACUUAAAUCUUUGGAUAAUGUAAUCGAGUAUGUUAGAAAUGAUACUGAAGAGGUCAAAAAAUUGUUUUCACUAAGAAAUAAGCUCAUUGAUACUGAAUGGAAUAAGCGUAAUACAUAA
This is a messenger RNA of Sabethes cyaneus, 972 nucleotides long. Its product is annotated as jerky protein homolog-like. Gene Ontology annotation, molecular function: DNA binding. The record is from RefSeq and is a predicted model, not a curated record. Gene Ontology annotation, cellular component: nucleus. The transcript has a single exon. NCBI's taxonomy places the organism in Eukaryota, Metazoa, Arthropoda, Insecta, Diptera, Culicidae. The coding region runs from base 1 to 972 and encodes 323 amino acids.